CCCAAUGCAGCACUCACUCGCUCGCUCCCCCCGCCAGCGGAAGCGCCCGCGGAGCACAAUGCAGCACUGAGGCAGCGCCGCGGUGGAGGCUGCAGCGCCACGGCCGCCGCAGCACCGGCCGGGGCUGGGAGGGGGCGGACGAGACGAGCCCGGGGGCGCGGGCCGAAGGAAGCGGACCCGGCGGCCCGGGCAUGAGGAGCUGAGCGUCUCGAACGAGGCGGGCUGACGGCAGCACCAUGCAGGCGGCGGCGGCUGCGUCGGUGCCCUUCUUGCUGCUCUGCGCCCUGGGGACCUGCCCCCCGGCGCGCUGCGGCCGGGCAGGAGACGCCUCGUUGACGGAGCUGGAGAGGAGGAACGAAAACCGCUUCCUGGAGCGCCAGAGCAUCGUGCCACUCCGGCUCCUCUACAGCUCGGGCGGCGAAGACGAAACUGGACACGACGCGCUCGACACGCGGGUGCGGGGCCACCCGGGCGGCCGGCAGUUGACUCAUGUUGACCAGGCAAGCUUCCAGGUUGAUGCCUUUGGAACAUCCUUUAUUCUUGAUGUCGUGCUAAACCACUAUUUGCUGUCCUCUGAAUACGUAGAGAGACACGUUGAACAUGGAGGGAAGACGGUGGAAGUUAAAGGAGGAGAACACUGCUACUACCAGGGCCACAUCCGAGGAAGUCCUGCUUCAUUUGUUGCAUUGUCCACAUGCCACGGACUCCAUGGGAUGUUCUACGAUGGGAACCACACCUAUCUCAUUGAACCAGAAGAAAAUGACACCUCCCAAGAGGAUUUCCAUUUUCAUUCAGUUUACAAGUCCAGACUGUUUGAAUUUCCUUUGGAUGAUCUUCCAUCUGAAUUUCAGCAAGUACACAUCACUCCACCAAAAUUUAUUUUGAAGGCAAGACCAAAAAGAAGUAAACGGCAGCUUCGUCGACAUCCUCGUAACAUAGAGGAGGAGACCAAAUAUAUUGAGCUGAUGAUUGUCAACGAUCAUCUAAUGUUUAAAAAACAUCGGCUUUCAGUUGUACAUACCAAUACAUAUGCGAAAUCUGUGGUGAACAUGGCGGAUUUAAUAUAUAAAGACCAACUGAAGACAAGGAUAGUAUUGGUUGCUAUGGAAACCUGGGCAGCUGACAACAAGUUCGCCAUAUCUGAAAAUCCAUUGAUCACUCUACGUGAGUUUAUGAAAUACAGGAGGGAUUUUAUCAAAGAGAAGAGUGAUGCAGUUCACCUUUUUUCGGGAAGUCAAUUUGAGAGUAGCCGGAGCGGGGCAGCUUAUAUUGGUGGGAUUUGCUCGUUGCUGAAAGGAGGAGGCGUGAAUGAAUUUGGGAAAACUGAUUUAAUGGCAGUUACACUCGCCCAGUCAUUAGCCCAUAAUAUUGGUAUUAUCUCAGACAAAAGAAAGUUAGCAAGUGGUGAGUGUAAAUGUGAGGACACAUGGUCUGGAUGCAUAAUGGGAGACACUGGGUAUUAUCUUCCUAAAAAGUUCACCCAGUGUAAUAUUGAAGAGUAUCAUGACUUUCUGAAUAGUGGAGGUGGUGCCUGUCUUUUCAACAAACCUUCUAAGCUUCUUGAUCCUCCUGAGUGUGGAAAUGGCUUCAUCGAAACUGGAGAGGAGUGUGACUGUGGGACCCCGGCAGAGUGUGUCCUUGAAGGAGCAGAAUGUUGUAAGAAAUGCACCUUGACUCAAGAUUCUCAGUGCAGUGAUGGUCUUUGUUGUAAAAAGUGCAAGUUUCAGCCCAUGGGGACCGUGUGCCGAGAAGCAGUAAACGAUUGCGAUAUUCGUGAGACGUGCUCAGGAAAUUCAAGCCAGUGUGCCCCAAAUAUUCAUAAAAUGGAUGGAUAUUCAUGUGAUGGUAUUCAGGGGAUUUGCUUUGGAGGAAGAUGUAAAACCAGGGAUAGGCAAUGCAAAUACAUCUGGGGGCAAAAGGUGAUGGCAUCAGACAAAUACUGCUAUGAGAAACUGAAUAUCGAAGGGACGGAGAAGGGGAACUGUGGGAAAGACAAAGACACGUGGAUACAGUGCAACAAACGGGAUGUGCUUUGUGGUUACCUUUUGUGCACCAAUAUUGGUAAUAUCCCCAGGCUUGGAGAACUUGAUGGUGAAAUCACAUCUACUUUGGUUGUGCAGCAGGGAAGGACAUUAAACUGCAGUGGUGGGCAUGUGAAGCUUGAAGAAGAUGUCGAUCUUGGCUAUGUGGAAGAUGGGACACCUUGUGGUCCCCAAAUGAUGUGCUUAGAACACAGGUGUCUUCCUGUGGCUUCCUUCAACUUUAGUACUUGCUUAAGCAAUAAAGAAGGCACUGUUUGUUCAGGAAAUGGAGUUUGCAGUAAUGAGCUGAAGUGUGUCUGUAACAGACACUGGAUUGGUGCAGACUGCAGCACGUACUUCCCUCACAAUGAUGAUGCAAAGACUGGCAUAACUCUGUCUGGCAAUGGUGUCGCUGGUACCAAUAUCAUAAUAGGCAUAAUCGCUGGCACCAUCUUAGUGCUGGCCCUCAUAUUAGGAAUAACUGCAUGGGGUUAUAAAAAUUAUCGAGAACAGAGACAGUUACCCCAGGGAGAUUAUGUAAAAAAGCCUGGAGAUGGCGACUCUUUUUAUAGCGACAUUCCUCCUGGAGUCAGCACAAACUCAGCAUCUAGUUCUAAGAAGAGGUCUGCUUUUCUGUCGCAUUUUCAGAUUUCUACCUGUUCCAUCACACAUUAUUCCAUUAGUCAGAACAUUUCAUUAUUUUGCAGCAGGUCGAAUGGGCUUUCUCAUUCUUGGAGUGAAAGGAUCCCGGACACAAAACACAUUUCAGACAUCUGUGAAAACGGACGACCUCGAAGCAACUCUUGGCAAGGUAACCUGGGAGGCAACAGAAAGAAAAUCAGAGGCAAACGAUUUAGACCUCGGUCUAAUUCAACUGAGAGGGAGCCCCAAGCACCUGAGCCUGGGCACUCCCUCGCCCAGACAGUCCCAUCCCAAGGCAUAAGCCCAGGGGGCUCUGACAGCCCCCAGACAGGGAGUCUGGAUCACAGGACUCUGUCUCCUGCCAAGUCUCCCUCUUCAUCAACUGGGUCUAUUGCCUCCAGCAGAAAAUACCCAUACCCAAUGCCUCCACUUCCUGAUGAAGAGAAGAAAGUGAACCGACAAAGUGCCAGGCUAUGGGAGACCUCCAUUUAAGAUCCACUGUUUACAUGUGAUACAUCAAAACUGUUUACUUCAACUUUUAUAGAAACCCAGCCUCACGGAAUCACUGCAAAUCUAUCUGCUCUUCAGACAAUACAGAGACCCUCUGAGAUGCCCCAGAGGAGAGGAAGCCGAGUCUCACAUCUGGAUACCAUUUUCUUUUUGUCAUUGGCUUAGGAUCUAAGUGAACCCUGAAAAGAACUACUGAAAUGUUACACUAUAACAUGGGAACAAUAAGGUACUGGUAUGCUCCUGGAUAAUCCGCAUGACAGAUAUAUGUAGAAAUAUCACUAAAGUUAACUCACAUGACCCAAAUGUAGCAAGUUUCCUAAGGGACAAUAGUGGAUUCAGAACUGACAUUCUGAAGCACAUCCUCAUUGUAGACAGUAAUGCUAUGUGCAUGAAGCUUCUGUUUAUUGCAAUUUCCACAUUUAAGGAAACAACAUCCCGUAAUAGAAACUAGCAUGCAGGGCUAAGGCAUCUAGGAUUUGUCUGCAGGACUUUAAAGCUUUGAGAGGCCAAUAUCCCAUAUGCUAACUCUGAACAUGUAUCUUUAUUAUUAUUUUUUUUUACUUCUCAUAUUUAUAUCAGCAUACAAGGAGAAUUGUACAUAUGUAAACAUUUUUAAAUAAAAGAAAGCAGCUGUUACACACAAGUAUAUUUUGCCAAAUGCCUAAAAAUAGUCACAGCCACAUCAUCAUCAUCCACCAAAUGGUCUCUAAAAAUGAUAAGCAGAUGAUGUUGUAAAUAUAGUGGUCAGUGCUGUAAAUGUGUCUCUCCAUCAUUGGUAUGCGUCCAAACCAUGUGAUAUCCCUUUAAACUGUGCACGGUCUGGAGGCAGUGUUAUUGAGUAAUUAAUUGAACCAGAGAACAAAAUGCCCAGCCUGCACAGCUGGCUGGGGCAGGGGUUGAGGGGUGAGGCUCCUCUCCUGCCCGCCUCCAGGCACUCCGAUGCUGAUGGCCUCUCCCCGGGACUCCUGCAGUCUGCCCCCGUUCUCCUUCUGGGAGCUACAGUGCCUGCCUCAGCAGCUGUUAGCUUACAGCACCAGAGCCCUGCUAGUUUCACCCUGGAGGCCUGUGAGCCCCUCGGCAGCACAUCCUGCUGAGAUGAAGCAAGUGCACCAAAGACACAUGAGACCAUGGGCCGCUGAUACCUUGGUAGCUUCCAACUUGCCAAUACUCCAACCCUUUGUGGCCUAAAUUUUUGUUCUUUGACAAAACUUUUUAGCCACCCUUACCUGUAAAAUGAAUGACUUGUUUUAAUACAACCAACUUUUACACUGUUUAUUAAGGAGACUUUUCAUCAGUAGGGUGGGAGUCUGGCAGGUCAUUCCACCCUGAUGGGGAAGCAAGAUGGUGGAGAGUUCUACCGGCUGGGCUGGGAAGCCUCUCCGGGCCACUGAGGGUUUGAAGAAACCUAACACAUAAGUGUGCGGCAACUGUGAAGUUACCCCGACAGUUGGCAGGGAAAAGAAUCCGAGGUUUUGAACUCUUAUUUUUUUUUAAUUCCUAGAAAAGUAAGAAAUCUAAGUUCAAGUCCCUUCUUUAAAGCCAAAGUUCGAUAAGCUGUUAUAAUGCAGCUCUGUCAUUUUAAAAGAAAACUUCCCUGGGGAGGCUACUCUAGUGAACUCAGAAAUUGCUGGGAAUCAAUCCGACGCUUUGAUGUGAAGAGUACUUCUGAAUUUCCUCAUUUUCUCUCCUUUUUCCUUGAGAGGAAUGGAAUCUGCAGACAAGAUUUCAGAAAUAUCCUCUAAAUUGGAUCUCUCCCAGUCGUGUCCACAGUCAAAAUCCACUUCAUCUCCAUGUGUAGUCAUCUUAGAUGCCCGAACUGAAGGGCCAUGUUAGAGGCAGCGUUUGAUCCUUUAUUUAUGUCUUCUGUAAUGGACCUCUCUUCUGAAAGUCUUUAAAAACGUUUGACAAGCAAUUUAAUCAUUCGAAACUGUAAAGUAUAAACAGUAUUUUUCAUGGCAGGAGGGGAUGUGAUCGUCAAUUCUACAAUAAGAUGAUCCAUCAGAUUAAGAUUUGGGUGAGUGUUGGGUGACCAUGCCACAUAGCUCAAGUGAAGGACAGGAGGGCAGACAGAUUUGAAAAUGUAGCAAAUAAAGUGGCUUUUGACCAAGAUCACUUUCAUGUGCACUGAAUGUUUUCUGGUAUUGAGUGUAUAAAAUGCUAAUGUUAUAAGGUUUAUUUUGACUAUAAAAGAGUUUAUAGAUUUGAAUGUAAGGUACUUUGUGUAAAUAUGCUUCUUAGUUAUGGUUACACAAACCCUCAUUUGACAGAAUUCACAAAUGGUGAGCCACUUGUGCACAGAUCCCCUCACCUCCCCCCCUUCCUCGCUUUCUCAGUUAUUUUUACAUGAAAAUUAUUGUUCCGAGUGAAAAUUAUUGUUACAUGCCUUUUGAGAGACAUGGGUGUUUAUAGUCAUCCUCCUUGAUAAUAACAUUCCUAUGGAACUGAAUGAAAAGCAUUUGUUUUACUUGCAGGGAGAGUAUGGUUUUAGAGUAGCUUUAAUGUUCUGGGUAUCUGUCGAAGAAUGUUUGAACAUUCUUACAGCCAUCUGCAGAAUUCUUUGACAAGUUCAUAAUCUCAGUGGGUAGUUUUGAGAAAUACUUCCAAGUGUAGUCAUGGUUGGCAUUUAGAUGUAUUAAAUCUAAAUAGUUGUGACUUUACAUCCAUGGAGGCAGGGAAAAUGGACCUAAGGCACCAAACAGAAGCACAGCAUAUUAUUUUUUUAUUAUCUCUUUUGGAGAGGAACUUUGCGGUCACCAUAGCAGUUUGUAUUAUGCAACUAAUAUUUAUAGCCCCCAGACAACUAUAGGACCAUUCUACUAAACAGAGGAGAGCAGUUAUUUGGCCUUUCUGUCCCAUUGUAUGCCUUUUUCUUCUCUUUCUAAAGUUGUGUGCGUAGAGAAAAACUUCAGAUUAACAACCUGCUGCCUGAGAUGUUCCAUUUGUCCAUAGACAUUGCAGAAGAGCAAACUCAGAUUUAAAGCAACAUUGAAAUCCCUUUAUUAAGAAUGCCAACAAGGGGGAUGCGGGGGAAGAGGGAGCCCCUGAAGGAACAGAUGGGUCCAACUGACUGGUCUGUGUCCAGCCAACUCUUUCUUUAGUCAGGAAGUGGCAUCCUCCUCUGGAGUCUCCCAACUGGAAAGUGAUCCCCUGGUCACCUGCAAAUCUGUGGAAAGGAGUAAACUCAGUGCAGCAUAGUGAGAGUUUUCAAUUUAGUGUCGUUGCUCUAUAAGAAACCCAGUGAUGUUCCUUAAAAAAAAAAAAAAAAAAAAAUUGACUAAUAAAGUAAAUGUAGGGUUAAAUUGUCAAACAUACUUUUUAGUUUGAGAUAGGUGCUUUAUGAAGUGGUACUACAGUUUCUUUCAUUUUCCCCUUGCUUUAAAAAGGCUUUUAGAAUUGUCUUUAUAUAUAAGGUCAGUCUGGUAUAGAUUUCUGAACAUAAGAUUGAGAGGGUUUCUAAAAGAAGUUGCUGAUAAAAUUAGAUCUUUUGUGCACUUCCAAAAAGGGACUAUUUAUAUUUGAAUUUCAUAACAGCCUUACAUUCCUUCUUUUUUUCCUUCCGUUGAUUGCCAUGCAGAUUUGCAUAAUUUAUUCCCGCCCAUUGUCCCAGAUCUCUUGUGGCUACUUUACCUUUUGCUUUUUUAGAUUUUGUUCUUUACUUCUUAUAGUUACCUGUGGACCAGAGGAAAUACGGUAUUUUUACUCACUUUAAGUGUUUUGAAAUCAAGCUUGUUUAUUUAUUUCAUCCAUCCUUCAUUUCCUGUUGUCAUGUAGUUCUGUUUUAACCUAUAUAUUUAGUGUUUUUAAAUAUUCCCUUGUGUUGUUCAACAUGAUAAUAAAUCCUUACCUGAAGAGAAGGCUCCUUUACUUUAUUCUCCCUCUACGUGAAGGAAGGGUAGUUCAUUGGGAGGAUGCCAAGUGGCCCGGGGGCACAGAGAUGUGUCACCGCAUGAUGGGAGUGAAGGGACGAAGAAUGGCCAGCCCAUUGCAGCCACAGCCUGACCAGGACACCCCUGCUAGCCACUGCCAAGGGUGCCCCCAUGUGCAGUGUAUUAGAAAUGCCACCCUACCAGUGAGUAAGUUCCCAUGUUUUCCAGGAAAUGCUCUGACUUGCAUUGGCAGGUGUACCGUCUACGUUUCAGGGUCCUAAUGGUCUUUUUCCUUUCACUUCUUAGGUGAUCCCCUAAAACCGUCACCCACGUUUUUGUUGUUCAGUGAAGUCAAGGUGAAUUUCUCAUUCUGCUAGCUUAAAUAUAUAUAAGAAGCAAACAUCUGUAUGGAAUAGAGCUUAAUUUGAGGUUCAGUUUUUUUGCUUUUCCCCUCAGGUGUUUUCUGAAUGGAUAAAACUACUCUGAUUUUGGAUGCAGACUUUAGAAAUCAGGGCAUAAUAUUUCUGUUCACAUUUUAUUCAUGGCUUUGUCAGAGUCCCCAAAAUGGAGUGCCAUCUGGUUCAGUUUAUAAGUAGAAAAACAAAACAUUGAAAAACAAGAACCUGCCUAGUAUUUUUGUCCUUUAUAUCCAGGGCCUGACGAACAGUAAGCAUCCUCCCUAUGGAAUUUGAGAGAUGCUUCCAGACCCUUCCUACUUCCCAAGUUGCUCCCCACCAGUAGCUUGUUAGCCCUUUUCUUCUGACUAGGAACUGUCACUGUCAUGGAGGUACGUCCCCUUUUUUCCCAGCUAAACUGACACUGGGGAGAACCACAGGGGUGCAGAAUAGCGGGGAGAGAGGCACCUUUAGUCUCCUCCCUUUGGCAACUGGGCAUGGAUUAUGCAACUUCAGAAGUCACAGAGAGAUUGGUCCUCAGGUGUGUUUCAGGAUGGGGAGGGGAUAGGAAGCAAGCCUUGGGAGGUCACGGGGCAUUUAGUCCUGGCAUAGCAGCAGAAUGGAGACGUGCAUGAACUCGGAAGUCAGGUGUGCAGAAGGUGGUCACUGGGGGUGCGGUGGGGACAGAGGGGCUACUCGAGUGCCUGCAAUAGACCCGUGAGCUUUGCAGUUUUCCUGAGUGGUUGGCUCUAUAAAUACUUAACGGGCCGGUCCAAGAUGCGCCAGUCAUUCUUGCCUGGUGCGUCCCUGCUGCAUUAUUCAUAAAACCUGUAUUGUACUGAGAGGUGCUUCAAGCAAGGCUGGCAGAGUUUUGCUCCACGGCAUCAUUAUUUCAUGUUUUCAGAGAUCAAAACCAGGGAAAAUGUAGGGUGUUUUUGUUUUUUACAAAAAGGCAUACAAUGAGACGAGCGAUCUUAAGGUAAGGCACUUACAAAAUAAUCAAUAAAGUUUUCAAAGAGUUUAUGAAGGACAUUUUCCUCUCCAGUUAAAAAGUUUCAGAGGUGGAUUUUUGUGUUCUAAUGUUCAAGUUCUAAAAUAAUGUGACUUCCCCCAAAUCUUUAAACACAGCGGUGCUAAGUUAUACCAGAUAACACAUUAUGGAAAGUGCUGAUAUGAAUUAAUAAUUUAUUCAGUAAUAAUACAAGAGUUCCUGCUAAAUUAUACAUGUAUGUCACUGCCUGAUUAGAAACCCCACUUUUCUUUUCUAAUGCAGCACAAUAUCCAACUGUGAUUCUAUAGCUGGUCUUUUUAAUGGGCAAAAACGACCCAACACCUUUGUUUUAUAUGGAAAACUUUUUUUUUUUUUAACACUAACUUCAAAAGUGCUUAACAAAAGGCUUAUUCAGGAUAACUAAGCAUGUAUGUCCUUUUUUAACCUGCUGGAAGAGAUGUGCCCCUCCAAUCUAGCAUCCCCAAAAAGACAACUUCUUUUAGAAACUGGGCAUUCUACCUAAACAUAGCAGUUUAUAGGUUAGCCAAGGUAGGUCUGCGCUAGUGUUGCCCACAACCGUCAUCUCUAAGGGGUGAUAGCCAUUUCCAGAGUGGAAGCCACUUCGUGGGCAAGUGUUAAUAGCAGCCUGAUUUCACUUUUGGUAACCAGGUGAUCCUGUGCAUAUAUACUUAAGAUUGGCUUCAUUUUAAUAUAUUCUCUCUGCUCCUCUGCACUUCAGGUUCUUAAGCUAUUUUAAAAGUAACUGGGUUUUGGCAAUCACCAACUGAAAUGUAUAUGGCAACUGCUUUCCUGAGCAGGCGUGAUAUGUUUUAUGGCUGUUCAAGUUAUCAAGUUGUUCUUAUAUUGUAGGUAAACAAAAUCUUACUGUUUUUAAAGGUCGCUGUAACUUGUUCAGAUUUCUGGCACCAUUUUAUUAGCAACUCACUUCUGAAGCUGAAAAGAUACCAGUUUUCUAUGUUACUGUCAUUGUAACACCAAUAA
Messenger RNA from Zalophus californianus (California sea lion), 9427 nucleotides. It is a transcript of the gene ADAM22, whose product is annotated as ADAM metallopeptidase domain 22. The record is from RefSeq and is a predicted model, not a curated record. Gene Ontology annotation, molecular function: metalloendopeptidase activity. Lineage: Eukaryota; Metazoa; Chordata; Mammalia; Carnivora; Otariidae. Gene Ontology annotation, biological process: proteolysis. Bases 237 to 3155 code for a protein of 972 amino acids. The transcript has 32 exons. Gene Ontology annotation, cellular component: postsynaptic density membrane.